Messenger RNA from Cetraspora pellucida, 130 nucleotides. The record is from the annotation of a GenBank genome assembly. NCBI's taxonomy places the organism in Eukaryota, Fungi, Glomeromycota, Glomeromycetes, Diversisporales, Gigasporaceae.
AUGCAAUUACAACUACUAAUUCUCAAAGUUGGUGAUGAAUUUCCAAUAGUAGAAAGUUUUAAAGAAGCUGCACAACAAGGUGCCAAAAUGGCAAGUUUUGCUUAUAGUAUAUUAUUGUCAAAAAUGUCAA